This is a messenger RNA of Cooperia oncophora, 333 nucleotides long. The record is from the annotation of a GenBank genome assembly. NCBI's taxonomy places the organism in Eukaryota, Metazoa, Nematoda, Chromadorea, Rhabditida, Trichostrongylidae.
AUGCCAACUGGAAUAGCACGGUACUGGGACUCACUUGAGAGCGCCGAUUACAUGGAACAAUGCCAACCGCAUACCGGAUAUUUGCCUAAAUUGGAUGAUUGCCAAAAGCAAUGGCUGUCCGAGUUGAGUUUUUCGACAGAACCAGAAUGCCAGUCGAUACUCUACGCCAAGUCGUUGCUGGACGAUGGAGACGAAUCGGCCACACCGGUGAUUCAGGAGCUCCAACAGCUACCGGAAUCGCAACCGAAAAUUUCAGUAGGAUUCAGGUCAGUUUUGGAUUUCUUCACAGACUCAGGCGAUGAGGUUCUGGAACGACGCUCUAAUUCAUCUUGA